Messenger RNA from Mya arenaria, 5357 nucleotides. RefSeq names its product putative sodium-coupled neutral amino acid transporter 10. Gene Ontology annotation, molecular function: amino acid transmembrane transporter activity. The transcript is spliced from 14 exons. Gene Ontology annotation, biological process: amino acid transmembrane transport. The record is from RefSeq and is a predicted model, not a curated record. Bases 105 to 3167 code for a protein of 1020 amino acids. Lineage: Eukaryota; Metazoa; Mollusca; Bivalvia; Myida; Myidae.
AGACGUUGUUAAUUUUAAACAUAAGUGAUAAACUGCUAUACUAGUUAAGUUGAGUGUAUCAAGUUGUUUUUAUUUUAUGAAGGAAGGUCAUUAAAUAUUAAACAAUGGUGCCGGCGUGGCAGAACAAUUGGCCGUUCGUUAUCAAUGUGGGAAACAGCAUUAUUGGCGUGACAGUAUUGGCCAUGCCAUUUUGCUUUCAAGCUUGCGGGAUAGUGCUUGGAAGUUUGAUGUUGUUUUUCUCAACUUGGCUUACAAUGGAGUCAUGUCAGCUGCUUAUGAAGGCUGGGGUCACAUCGCGCAGAAGAAGCUACUCUCUCCUGGCAUCUUAUACUCAUGGGUCUUCAGGCAAGCUGAUAGUAGAGAUUGGUAUGAUAGGCCUGCAGCUGGGGACAUUGGUUGCUCAGGUGGUGAUCAUUGGAGAUCUGGGCCCAGCCAUUGUCUCAAAGUUUACAGGACUACAGAACACCAGUAACCUGCGUACUGGGCUGAUAGUGAUGUUAUGCCUGUGUGUUGGUCUGCCCCUGGCCAUGCUGAAGGAUGUACGCACCCUCGCCAAGACCAGCACGCUGUGUAUCCUAUUCUACGCUUUCUUCACUGUAUAUGUGUUCCUGUUAUCCAUACCUAAUCUGCUGUCAGGCAACUGGUACAGUAAAGUGAACUUCUGGAGGACGGAGGGCUUCUUUCAAUGUCUACCCAUCUUCUCUUUUGCCUUUGGCUGUCAGACUCAGUUGUUUAUUGUGUAUGAUGCCCUGGCUGACCCGUCACUGAAGAGGAUCAACAGCAUUGUCAGUUCUGCCGUACAUAUGUGUACAGUCUGCUACCUUUUAGUUGGAUUCUUUGGUUACAUUGCAUUCUGCAGUAUCGAUGACAUAUCUGGAGACAUAGUAAACCACUUCAAGGAGAAUGUAACAAGUGACCUCAUCAAGCUGUGUUUUGUCUGCUCUAUUGCCGUCUCCAUUCCACUCAUUGUGUUCCCCUGCAGAGCCUCAUUGUUUACACUCCUCUUCCCACAGAAGCCCAAAGAUGAUGUGCCAAGCAGUAGCAAGAUGCCGGAACUCCACUUCCAUCUGCUCACAGUGACCAUUGUCUGCUCUGCAAUGGUUGUCGGCAUCCUUAUACCUAAUAUUGAGUUUGUGCUGGGUCUUAACGGAGCCACAAUGGGAACACUGAUCUGCUACAUAUUCCCGGCUCUCUUCUUCCUCAACGUUAUGGCUGAUAAUGCAGAGAAGAAAAAUGUUGGUCGGCUGGUGUUGGUAUUGGGGGUGACGAUUAUGAUCGUGUGUACAUACACCACCCUGUCUGCAAAUUCUACCACUCAGCUCAGCGACCAGGCUAGGGAUCCCAUCAAUGACGAACUCAACAAGGAGAUCAACAAGGCGAAUGAAAUCAUUAAUGACAUCAAGAAGGUGGAGGUACCAAAUGUGGAAGCAGUCAAACGUGAUAGUUUAUCAAAUGAGAGACAUGAGCCGCCAAUACCCCAGGAGCCAGAGGAAAACAAGACGAAAUCCAGACCGAAAAUCAUAGAGGAGGAUGACAAAAGAUUAGAAAAGAAGCAGGGAGAAGAGGGAAAGGAACACCAAAGUGUUGAAGAAGUGAAGAGUGGUAAAGAUCCUAAACAAGAGAACAAGAGAUCUAAGGAUGCACAUGUUCCACCAGAUGUAAAGAAUGAAAAGAUCAUAAAGGUAGAGGACAUGAAGAAAGACAUUGGAAGAGAGGUUAUUGACAAAGGCGCACAUGCUCAUGCUCGAGAUGAGAAGGUGAAAGAGAGAGAUGAAGAAAAAGAUAAGGCACAUCCAGAUGAUAAAUUUGGAGACAAAAGCAAAUAUAAGCAGGGUAUAGAAAAUCCUAAAGCACAAGAUGAGGAGCUGAAACAAGCAGAGAAAGGUGAAGUAAAGCAAGAAGAGGCUGACAAGAAACAAAAAGAGAUCCUGGAGAAACUGGAACAGCAGCAGAAAGAGCAACAGAAGUUGAUUGAAGAGCAAAAAGAGAUCUUGCAGGAAUUGAAGGAACACAAUGACAAGCACAAGGGUGAGGAACAAGUCCAACAAGGUCAAAACAUGCAAGGUCAACUACAUAAUCUUCAAGAUCAAGGUCAACAGCAAAACCUUGAAGGUCAACAGCAAAAUCUUCAAGGUCAAGAACAAAACUUUCAAGUUCAAGGUCAACAACAAAACCUCCAAGGUCAACAGCAAAACCUUCAAGGUCAACAGCAAAACCUUCAAGGUCAACAGCAAAAUUUGCAAGGUCAACAGCAAAACAUACUGGGUCAAGUUAAUCUCCAGGGUCAAAACCAGCAAAAUUUAAACAUGCAAGAUGGAAUGUUGAGGCAAGCUGAUGGGAAUGCAGGGUUAAAGGAUGUAGGUAAGGGAGCAGAAGGUCAGCUACUGCCUCAAGGAGGUCAAGCUAAUGUGCUCAAACGGGAACCUAAUCUUCUUGGAGGGGAAGACCAAAAACAGCAGGGUAUUGGUAAUCAUGUUCAGGAGCAGGCAAACUUGUUUCAGCAUGGUGUUGAUAAUGUUAUAGAAAUUAACAAUGAUGUUAAAGCCGCAGGCCAGCUUGGUCAGAAUCAGCAGUUUAUUCCUGAUCAGCAGAAUCAGCAGGGUUUGCUUAUACAAAAACAGGGACAACAAGAUGAUUUAAAUGCCAAACAUUUGGUUGGAAAUAGACCAGAGCUAAUAAUAAAUAAUGAAGAACAUUUUAUUGAGAAAUCUAAACACCUAGAUGGAAAUGUUGGACUGUCAAAUAAAGGGAAUAAACUACAAGGUGCAGUGGAUAAUAAUGAAAACAUUGAUCUUGUAAAACAUAGGGGAAAGCGUGAAGCAAAUGAUGAACCUGUUGAGGACAAAAGUUUUAAAGACAGAAACUUGUAUGGUGAUGGAAAUGAGCUUGCCAUAGAAGAUGCAGAUGCUAAACAAACUGGUGUUGUGGAUUCAAAUCUUAAUGUACAUAAGAAUGACAUAGUCAACGAAGAAGAUGCUAAACAAACUGGUGUUGUUGAUUUAAAUCUUAAUGUGCAUAUGAAUGACAUAGUUGACAAAACAGAUGAUGAUGGUUAUCAGGAAGAGAAAGGAAAUGUUGCUGCUAAGGAACCGAUUGAUUUAGAUAUUCUGAAAAAUGAAAAAGACCCUGUACCUAAUGCUGCUCUUCUAGUUGGGGAUACUGGUUGAAGUAAAAGAUAAUGGUGCAUGUAUAUUAUAGUGAUAUGUUGAUUUGCUCACUGGGUUAAAGAAUGUGGGAGCAUAAUGCAAUUGUUAAGUAUGUCAUGAUGUUAAGUAUGAUCCAUUUUGAAUUUUAUGUUUUUAUAAAACAGUUGAACUAUUGUCAAAGCCUUUGUGUCAUUGAUGUCAGGCAAAAACUUGAAUCAUGGUUGUUUCUUACAAAUUUUUCAAGGUAUUAACAUGAAACUUUAUACAAAUGUUACCAGUGAAAAUAUACAUAUAUAUAGAACAGGCAUAACUCUGGCUCUAGUAAUUGUCAAGUUAUGCCCCUUGUACAACUGAGGUGAGACAGUUGUCUGCACCUGCUUGCAGUGAGUGCUCGGGCUGUUGAUUCUAUUGAAUAAGUGCCAUAGAUUAUCCAAAGAGAAUAUUAGCAAUACUGUUGUAGCCGUUAUAUUUAUACCAACUGUAAUAAAAUAAUAUGAAGAAGAAUGUAAAUGCAAUAAAACUAUUGAAGUUUUGUUAUGAUUUAUGAUUAAGAUGUAUUUUCUCCCCUAAUACAAAAAUAUCAAUAUUGUAAAUGAUAUCCUUAUGGUGUUUUAAUUAUGAUAAAAUAAUAUUGAUUAUGCUCUUUUAAGAAACACUGUAUCAGUGGCUAAUUUUACCAAAAUUACAGAUAUAGUACCUUCCAGGUCUGAAUUAUUUUUUGCUUGUCAACUUUUGUUAAAUGAUCACUGUUCUGUUCAUUAUAUAAUUAAAGUAGGGCAUUCUUUAAACAUUGACAAUGUGUCUGUAAUUAAUUUAUUUUCAUGUGUUGAUUAAUGUGUAUGAUUGUCUCUCUGACAUCUUGCAGCAGUAGAUAUUGUUGCCAUGGUUACUGUAAUAUCCUAUAGACGGUUAUUUUUGCCAAGUGAUUUAAACUUCACAUAUUUGUAUGUUUUCAUCCAGUUUUUGCCUUAUUUUGAUAUUCCAUGUCAUUUUAAUAUUCCAUGUCAUUAAUUUGAUUUAAAUUCCUCUGUCACUUUUGAAUUUCAUUCAACAAAAAUUAAUCUUAUGCUUUAGAAUUAUCUCAUAAUGGUAACUGUGAUAUGUUUUAUUAGCUCCUUACCUGUUCUGUGUUCUUUUUAAUACAUUAUGUUCAAUAUACCAUUCUCAUUGAUUGUAUAAAUUCUCUUUGGAACUGUCAUAGACCUUUAUAUGUAUCUGUGGUAUAAAUUCGUAUUUUUUAAGAAAAUUAACUAAUAUUUUUGUGAUGGUAGACUAGAUUUUUUUCUUGAUUGUUUUAUGAUUAUUGCAAAUGGAGGGGUUCAAAGUGGCAUUAAAUGGAAAAGCACAUAGAACCGGUUAAAACCAUCGACAUAUACUUGCCAUAAAACUACACAGAUAUAUUUCCGAUGUUGAACAAAAGUAUCAACACUUGAUCUGUUUUGGUUUUGGAACAUCAAAUUCACUCAGUCUCUAAAAUAUUCCUCAAAGUAGACCAAUAUUUCAUAACCGAACUGUUAAGGGACCAUUGAUAGUCAAUCAGACUGAAUGAUUGUAAUACUCAUUUCUUACAAACAUUAAUGGUAGGGUGUCACCUUCACAACAUUUCGCAUUCAUGUGAUAAGGUCCUCACAAGUUGUAGUUUAACACUACCUCCAGACUUCAAUUCUUCACACUGUAUCCACUGCUCAUAAACGAACUUCAUAUUUUAUAUCGCUGAUUUGUAUUUUCAAAUGUUCUCACGUUUUGAAAUCCUCUGUAAAUAAGUCAUCGUGAUUGUUAUACAGAAUUUACUGAAGCUGGUAUAUAAAAAAUGUGUCUAAGGCAUUGAAUAUCAAAUGUUUUGUUAACUACUUCAUUCAUCAAGCCUAAAGAAAUUGAUGCUUUUAAGCUGGUCUGUUUUUCAAUGAAAGGUAUUGUGAUAGUCUUGGUGUCAUCUUCAUCAUUUGGGUUGUUGUUGUUGUUGGUGGUGGUUGUUAACAAUUUUAACAUUGGCCAACCCGUAACUCUGGCUCUUAUACUUGUUGAGUUGAGUCCCUUUUCGGACUGAACCACAUCAAAAACAGACGGGCAUUAACAUCGGAUUUUGGUACACUUAUUUAUGUUUCAUUGUAAAUCCACCUUUAUAGUGUUCUUGUUUGAAUGUUUGAAGCGCAACAUUUACUCGUGGUUUUAAAUGAACAUAUAUUGGUAAUAAAAUGAUAUAAGAUUGAA